AUGCGACGAAGAUGGGAGAAACAUGAAGAAGAUGUCAGCGUUCUGAUAACUCCAGAGAAGAUAAAGGACUGUGACGCAAGCCAGGCCUCGCGUGAUGCAGUCAUCAUCUUAGGCGAACUUGGCGGUAAUACAGUAGUUGAAAUGAAUCAAUCGAUGAAUCGUGCCGGAGUGGUUUCCUCUAUGACCGUAGAAGAGUUUCAGAGGGCUAGAGUUGAACGCGAAAGAUAUGUUUUUCGAGUUCUUAAACACAAAACUAUGGACACCCAUGGUCCAGCUCAGGUGGUACCAACAAAGCUCUUGUACAGCUACAUCAAUGUUUUCAUAAAGCAAAUGAGACCUAGACUUCCUGCUGCACUGUCCGAUGGGAAACAGGCGUUGCUUUUGUCAUGGUUUGGAAAUCAAAUAGAGUCAAAUCAAAUGACCAAGGAUCUUAGCUCCAUUUUCAAGAAAGCCGGCAUCAAGGGACCAGUGCACCACACUCUCUACCGAAAAAGCGCUGUAUCUCAAUGUCAUGCCCGCCAUAAGGAAAUUUCCAGCAACCUGGCUGAUCUAAUGGCGCAUCGAGAAGGCACCGCCGAGAAGUACUAUAAACUUUUCGAAAAGAACAAGUCAUCUGUGAAGGCAUCUAAAAAGCUUCAUGGCGUUAUGAGAAACUGUGAGGAAAACGAUAAAGAGCUGAGUACAAGAAAGGCAGUAAAUGGGUCCAGUGAAAGUGAACUCGUUACAGCUGACUCCCCGGGUACAGAACGAGCUCCCUGUAAAGAAGAUGUCCUUACAAGCGCUGCUAAAUCUAUUUGCAGAAGAAAUAUCGUUGCAAAGUGUCACCAUGUCUUUAGUUCGAGAAAAAAAUCCAGUCUGACCCGAUAUUGUGCACAGAAAGUCCAAAAAGAGUAUACGACAGGACCCGUGGGGAAUGGCAUUACAAAUCCCAAAUUAAUGCAAUUUAUUUUUUGA
Messenger RNA from Pocillopora meandrina, 954 nucleotides. The record is from the annotation of a GenBank genome assembly. Lineage: Eukaryota; Metazoa; Cnidaria; Anthozoa; Scleractinia; Pocilloporidae.